This is a messenger RNA of Colius striatus (speckled mousebird), 6315 nucleotides long. RefSeq names its product sushi domain containing 6 (gene SUSD6). Lineage: Eukaryota; Metazoa; Chordata; Aves; Coliiformes; Coliidae. The transcript is spliced from 9 exons. The coding region runs from base 632 to 1579 and encodes 315 amino acids. The record is from RefSeq and is a predicted model, not a curated record.
CGGCGCUCGGCGGCUGGGCCGCUGUGCUGCGGCCGGAGCGGCCCCUGCCCCGUCCCGGCGCUCGGCGCUGGGCUGUGCCGCCGGCUCCGUUACAUAACGUCACCUGUGGUACCUGGGCCGCCCUCGUGUCGCGCCGGCGGGCUGGCGGUCGCUUCUGAGGGCAGCGGCCCUGGGGGUGGAUUCGUGGGCUUGUGGAUCCUCCUGGCGCCGGGAGAGCCUCCGGAACCCCACAGCCGAGAGUGGCAGCUGGGAAGUGGCAUCGCUGUCUUCUGCUUUUUCCUCGGGCAGAGCUGAUGAGUGCGUGGAGAGGCAGAGGGCAAGAGGGGUGCCCGAGGUCAGCAAGCUUCGGUGCUGCACCCAGAGUCUGUGUCAGGCCGCUGCCGUCCCUUUGGGGUUUCUGGGAAGUUGCAUCUCUUGUUGCAGACCCGAGGCCUCGGUGGAGAAGCCGGUUGCCUGGCAGUACCUGCGGGAAAGGUGUGUGAAUCAACCUGUCCUCACUGAAUCAUCACUCUGAUCACACUGACUCGACAACCAGUGUAUGCCAGCGCGUGUCAGCACCAGACUGAGCUGCUCCUCAUCAGCCACAUCCUUCAGGAUUUUUUCUUAACAAAGCAACUUUGGUGGGUAAAAGAUGUGCCAUGGAAUGGUAGCACCAAAGAGCAGCACGGGACCGUCUCUUGCCUUGACAAGCCGUGGGUUAUUUCUUCUGCUAGUUAUCUUUGGUACCUUUGUCUUGGAAGCACAGGCCUCAGGUUGGCUCAGCAAAUCCAAAGGAGCUGCCUAUUGUCCCCAGCCCCCUCAGCCUGAGAAUGGGGACUACAAAUGCCACCCGAGCCCCUGCAACAACCCCCUGACUUCGGGCAGCGUCAUAGAGUAUCAGUGCAUGGAGGGCUACAUGCUGAAAGGAGAUUACAAGUACCUGACCUGCAAGAAUGGAGAGUGGAACCCAGCCAUGGAAGUCAGCUGCAGGCUCAGCCCGGAAAAGGACUCUCCUCCUGCCAUGGGAGUGCCCACGCUGUCCAUAGUGGCCUCCACAGCCAGCUCUGUCGCCCUCAUUCUGCUCUUAGUUGUGCUCUUUGUUUUGCUGCAGCCCAAGCUGAAGUCAUUCCAUCACAGCAGGCGAGACCAAGGUGUGUCUGGAGAUCAGGUGUCCAUCGUGGUGGAUGGGGUCCAGGUGGCCCUGCCAUCCUACGAGGAAGCUGUGUACGGCAGCACAGGCAGCUGCCCUCCCCCCUCGGACCCGCGGGUGCAGAUCGUGCUCUCGGAGGGCGCUGGGCACGGCGCAGCUGCAGAGGUGCAGACGCAGCAGCAGCAGCAGGACCAAGGGGCUCGAGGGAGCUUUGAGAGAGAAGAUGAAGCCCCUGGACACUCUGGACUGUGUGAAGCCAGCGGCUCUCAGCGCUCUGAAACUGUUCUUGUGCAUCAGGCUGCUACCUCGUGCUGGGUAGCUGGCGUGGCCAGCAGCAGACCCCUACACAAAGAGGCCCAGGAUUCAGAAAGCAGUGACAUCCAGAGCCUUUUGUCACUCACUUCCUCCGAGGAAUACACAGACGAUAUUCCCUUGUUGAAGGAAGCGUGAGGCCUGCUGUGGUUGUCCAGCCUUCUCGCUCUUGGAUUUCCUCCUCCUCCCCUCCCCCUGCCUUCAGGACAGAAGCACUCUGUGCAGCCUUCCCCCUCCUGGCGAGCUGUGCCCUGGAUACCUCUGAGCAGAGAGCUGAAGAUCCAAAGGACGAUGCCAGGCUGCCUCUGGGCUGCAGCGCUGGCCUCCCCCCCCGUCAGCACCAGGGGCUCAAGGAACUGAGCGGGUUUGAGCUCUGCUCUCUGCUUCCCCAGCCAGCUGUUUGACAGCAGUCUCUGCAGAGCUGCUCUUCUCUCGUGCCUUUCUCCUCCUCACACCCGCUUGUUGCAGCUUGUCAGCCUCUCUAGCCCUGCUGCUGCCCAGAGCGGGGGCUGGAGGCCCCUCGCUCCCUGGGCACAGCCACACUCAGUGUAUACCCGUGUGUAUGUCAUGUAGGCUCUUCCUCCAGCACCCUCCCUGCGGUGGGGCAGGCCGGGGGGCAGCUGGGGUGCGAUGUGUGACAGCCGCCCUGCGCAGCGGCAGCUCAGCCCCAGGGCAGGAAUGGCCCUGCCCCGUCCCAGGCUGGCCUCUGCAGCAGGCUGCUCCUGAGGGAUCACGCUUUGCCUCCUCCUCCCUCCUGUGCCCCCUGGGUGAUGCUCCCUCUCCAGAAGCUGGGGCUGCGCUUGCCCAUUAACCCACCCUCUGGGCUGUGGUCUGGUGCCAGGGCAGCUCCUGGUGUUAGGUUAUAGAAGAGCCUUGGGGAGUGGCCAGUGGUUAGCAGGGCCCAGAGAGCUUGGAGGGUGUGACUGGGUUAGCUGUGAGUUAGCCCCUUCGACCCGAGGCAUCAGGAGAGGAACCACGUUUGUGGCCUGAGUCAGCUGUGUGUCUCAAAGCCAGUGAAGGUGGUUCUGCACUGAGCCUUAGGGUCCUUUGCUCAGACCUUCAGGUACAGAUAACACUUGAGAUGUGACCUGGAGGUGGUUCAGGUGUUUGGAAACAUGAAGAGGAAGAAGGUGCCUGCAGGCAGUGAAUACCUGGGGCCGUGGCUGCAAUCCCAAAUUCCCUUCCCAGCCACGCUGGGUACCUUGGUGUUGGAGUCCUGGGUGGGCACCCUGCCAGGGGCCAGCCUGUCCUCCUGGCUGCAUGCAGCAAGGUCUGCUGGCUUAUCCUCACGGGCUUCAGCAGGCCCCUGCAGGGUUUCUAGAGCCCUUUCCUACACAGCUGUGUCUUGGUGCCAGGGCAGGCUGGCUGCGCAGACAGCAGUGCCAGAGGACACCACAGCUUAUUCCUCAGCCCAGCUUUCAAAGGCUGCUUUUGCAAGACUGAGUGCAGGGAAAAGCACAGCCCCAAACCAGAUAUACCUCUGUCCCCACAGGUCCCUGCAGCAGCUCAGCACGUGCUGGCUGCCCUCAGCAGGGUCAGGCAUUGCUCUGGGGGAUGACGAGUCCCAAAGGCACUGUGGUGGUUGUGAGGCGCUGCAGCAGGGAGGUGUGGGCUCUGCUCCGUGGGGUUGGCUUCAGCAAGCAGAGCUGGCUCCUUGGGUGCAGGUACCUUGUCAGAAGCAUCUUGAAGUAACCAGAGAAGCAUUUGCCCUGUGAGAAGCUGCUAAAUCUGUAUCUGAGUCGAAGGAGCAAAAUGUCAUGGCCUUACACAUCACGUGGCAAUGGACAGGUAAGCAGGGACGCUGCCUUUGCUGCUUUGCUUUUGCUUUGUGGUCCUCACCAUCCCCAUCCUCCCGCUCCAGGAGCGUUACAGUCACACCUGUAUGUGUGGAGUCCCUGUGGCUCAGCCCUGGCUCCUGGAGAUGGGGUCGGUGGCAGUGCCCACCCCUGUACCCUCUGCUCCCCUCCACGAGUGGCUGGUCAGCCCCAGGGCUGUGCCUGGGGUGGCAGAAGCUGCUCUUCCCUGUCCUGGGAUGUUCAUUCACUUAAAACCAGGGUGUGUGAAACUUCCUUCCCCGUUGCUCAUGUUUGCCUUGCAGUGCCACGAGGGUCUGCUACAUCCCCUCGGGGUGGUUUGGGUUGAGCCUGGCUGGUGGUGCUGUACAGCAGGGUGCCUCAGGCACUGCAGAGGGCAAAUGCUGUUGGCAGGUCUGGCGUUGAGAAAACAAGCACAGGAGUGGUUGUAUCUAACUCCUGCCUCAGAAAAGGCCUGAGCUUGAGCAAAUUGUCCUGUUCUCUGGUUGAUCAGGGCAUAUAGCAGGGGGCCAGCUGAGUGCAGUGGCCAGGCAGUGUGGCUCCUUUCCUGCUGUCUCACAGGCUCUGAGCAGGAGGACGUGCUUUCUAUGCACUUAAGGUCCUUUCUACUUCAACUGACCCUCAGCAGUCAAGGUGUAGAAGUUGGGUCCAUGCUGUGUCCUGCACAGCACGUUCCUUUUAACUGGGUGUUAGCGCUGGGUUGGUGAGAGAGGUCUCUGCUGUGCUGCCUGGUGACCCCAGCUGAUGCUCCCAGAAGAGCCUGUUCCUGCAGCAACACCCCUGGGAACAGGACCCCUGCAAGCCACAAGGCAGAGAGCAGCCUGAGGGCAUCACCUUCCUCUUGCCCACAUCCUCAGCUUCAGAGGCAGAGCUUUAGGGAGAACUCAGUUUCCCAGCCCCGUCUUUACUGAUGGGGGGCAAGGGCUGAGGCUGAGGGGUGUCCCCUGUGGGAGGCUCCUGGUGUGGUGUGUGGGCAGCUCAGGGGCUCAGCCUUGCAACAGCUCACACACUAAAUGAUCUUUUGAAUGUUUGGGUUGGAUUUUUUCCCCCCUGAUGGGGCCACAGCCUCUUUGUUUGGGUUUUUUCCUCACCUGUGUCUGGCUGAAGAGUUCAGAGGAAGGUGUGUUUACUUCCUUAACCCUCCCAGGUGCCAUCCUCAUCUCAUGCCCUGCCGUAGGUGCCAGAUCCCGGGACGCUCGGGAACGUUCAAGUGACUUAAUUCCAGUGGAAAACUAGAAACAGCACUUAAUUCACAGCUUUCUGUUACCUUUGGAGCCUGGUGGCUUACAGAUGAAAAAAGACAGGGCAUUUCAGUAAUCCAGAGUAUUAAUGUGCAAUAGAAUAACCUCCUUGUUCCCUUUGAUCACCGUGCAGCCCACUGCAGGGGUUGCAGCCUGAGCGCGGCAGAGGUGGGCGAGAGGAGCAGCGGGUGAGGCUGACAGCAGCCACGGGCAGGUCAGAGCUCAGCUGGGACUGUGUCAGAGCCUCCUGCUGGGAGAUGGGCUUGUGCAGCCUGGGUCUCAGGAGCUUGUGCCUCCCCAUGUGCAGGAAAGGUCCAAAAGAGGUCUGGAGGAGAGAGGUGCUGCAGGGUGUGAGCCCGUGGGGCUGCUGCCGAGUUAAAACUUGCUGAGUCUGUGAGGGAGAAGAACUGAAAGCAUUGUAAUCCCCAGCACCCAGGGAGCUUGCUGUGUAGAACAACAUUUACUCAGCUGCAUGCUGCUGGUUCAUCCCUUGGCUGUCACCCCUGAGGCUUCUCCUUGGCCUUUCUGAUGUGGUGAAGUGUAAUGCACCUGGAGCCUUUACUUGGCCUUUCAGCACCUGGCAAGUGGAGUGUUGGGGAGAGACGUGUUUUGGGAGGGAUGUCUGCAGAGGACUUGGGUCAGGGCUGAGGAGUGGGGCCGAGGGAGCAACUGGAAAUGGCCUGGAAGUUGUUUGCAGCUCAAAGGAAGGCAAGGAGCGGUGUGUAAGGAAGAGCUGUGGCUGAAAGCAGAGGUGUGCUGCAGGCUGAGGAGCUGACCCAUGCCCGGCCCGGCUGUGAGGAAGCUUGUGCUUUGCUGGGAUGGUUUAGCAGACACCAGCAGGCUUGCUGUGUCAAAAGCAUCUUCACCUGCAGCUGGUGGGACACACUGAGAUUUCCCUGCUGACCUUUGUAGGGCGUCUUUGCAAACCCCGAUUUCCCUGUUCUCGUAGUUGUCUAAAAACAGAUGCGGCCUCUGCCUUAUGAUCCCGUGCAGGUAACUGAUGGAAUCCCCCCUUCCUGGGCUCUGCAUAGAAAGGCAAUAAAUGCCAUCCACUUUGCACAUCCUGCCUCUCCCCCUCCUCACCCUGCAGCCCUUACCUGGGAGCUGCAGGCCGGGCGUGCCCUGUGUGAGCCCCUGGUUUGCAGCAGAGCUCCCCAGCAGCCGUGUGCUUGCCGCGACCCGCCGCAGGCACACAGCGCUUCCCCAGCCCAGGCUCCGUUUUGAGGUGUAUUUUUCUACAGCAAAGAAGCCUUUUUUUGUUGUGUUUCCCCCAGCCCUUCACCCCCCUCCUCCUGCCCUUCCACAGCAGGACAGAGCACGGCACUUGCACCCUGCCCCUGGGGCUCAGCGCUGCUUGCAGGGGACGCGCCGUCUGCCGUCCUCACGCUGCGCCUCUGCUCCUGCCCUCCAGGCCAGAGGCAGGGCCCUGGUGCAGGAUCAGCCUUUCUGGCCCUGCUCUCCAGCCUUGCCUCCUUCCCCAGGGGCAGGGAGGGGAGGUGUGUGCGGAGCGAGGCACGGGCAGGCUGCGGGGGAGCCCGGCGGCCCCUGUGCAUUCCCCUCUCUCUCCUCUCUGUGUUCCCUCUGAGCUGCACCACUGGGGUGAUGUGCAGGGUGGGACUCCCUGUGUGCGUGGGAAUCCAAAGCCAGAGCGUAACGGGUGCUGCUGAGGGCUUGCUCUGCUUUGGUGUGUGUCCUGGUGUCCUGGGCACCGCCGGGGGGUGAAGACGGGGUUUUAAUAUUUGUACAAAGUUUAAUUUAAUUGUUCUAUGUAUAUAACUGCAUUUCUAAAUUAAAAAGGAAACAUUUCUUUUGAAGUGAA